This is a messenger RNA of Nymphaea colorata (pocket water lily), 2421 nucleotides long. RefSeq names its product DEAD-box ATP-dependent RNA helicase 11-like. Bases 357 to 2276 code for a protein of 639 amino acids. The record is from RefSeq and is a predicted model, not a curated record. Gene Ontology annotation, cellular component: nucleus. NCBI's taxonomy places the organism in Eukaryota, Viridiplantae, Streptophyta, Magnoliopsida, Nymphaeales, Nymphaeaceae. The transcript is spliced from 7 exons. Gene Ontology annotation, molecular function: RNA binding; RNA helicase activity; ATP binding.
AAAAGCUGUACAUUUGGUGGGGAAAUUAUAAAAGGAAAAGGAAGAAAAAAAUUGUUCCUAACGCUUGGGUUCCUUCUAGGGUUCCUUCCGUCUUCUCGCGCUGAAGAUGUCGGUCGGUCUUGAAUGAACUGGGAAGCAGAAGCUUGAGAAAUUCCUGGCGCUCUGGGGUUGCUUUCUUUGUUCUUCCAUCUCCGUUGGAUUGCUUGACGUACUUGUGAUUUUCUCGGAGCAAAGUUGGUUUUUAUCGUGGACGCGGUUGGGGAAUUCAGGGUUAGGGUUUUGUUGGAGCUGUUGAAGAAGAAAAGGUUGUUCGGGGGUUGGAGAAGGGGGAAAGGCGAGGAGUUGGUAUUCCAAUUAUGCGAACAUCUUGGGCGGAUUCUGUGGCGAAUUCGGCUGCUGAGAAUGUAGCCGCCCCGCCUCCUGCCGCUGGUGCUGGUGCUUCUCGUGCUCCGACGCGCUCGUCGUACGUUCCUCCCCAUCUGCGCGGCCGACAAGCUGCGGCUGAUCCCGUUCCGGCGUCGAGUGACGCGUCUUCUGGGUAUAGAUCUGGUGGUGCUGUUGGUCCCGGUGGUGGUGGGGCUGGUGCUGGCGGGGGUUACGGUGGCACCUCUGGCAGCCGGUGGGGUGGACGCGAUGCUGGGAGGCCGGGUUAUGGUGGGUACGGCACCGGCGGUGGUGGCCGUGGUGGAGGUGGAUGGAGCAGCAGGGGUGGUGGAUGGGAUAAGGGGAGAGAGCGAGAGGUGAAUCCCUUCGAGAACGAUGAUGCCACCGAGCGCGCGUUCGCUGAGCAGGAGAACACCGGGAUCAACUUUGAUGCUUACGAGGAUAUACCGGUCGAAACGAGCGGCAAGGAUGCUCCUCCUCCGGUGAAUACUUUUGCAGAUAUUGACCUCGGAGAUGCCCUCAAUGAGAAUAUAAGGAGGUGCAGGUACGUGAGGCCGACGCCGGUGCAACGACAUGCCAUCCCAAUUUUGCUCGGGGGACGAGACCUUAUGGCAUGUGCUCAAACGGGAUCGGGGAAGACAGCUGCUUUCUGUUUCCCUAUUAUCAGCGGGAUUAUCAAGGGCCAACCCCCCCAGAGACCACCACGAGGUGCAAGGACGGUUUAUCCCCUUGCGCUGAUUCUAUCUCCUACGAGAGAGCUAUCCUGCCAGAUACACGAGGAAGCAAGAAAGUUCUCCUAUCAGACAGGUGUCAGGGUUGUUGUUGCAUAUGGUGGAGCACCAAUAAAUCUCCAGCUGAGGGAUCUGGAAAGGGGUGUUGAUAUUCUUGUUGCAACCCCAGGACGCUUGGUGGACUUGCUUGAGAGAGCAAGAGUUUCCUUACAAAUGGUAAGGUACUUGGCACUUGAUGAGGCUGAUAGGAUGCUGGAUAUGGGUUUUGAGCCUCAGAUUAGGAAAAUAGUUGAACAAAUGGAUAUGCCACAGCGUGGUAUAAGACAGACUAUGUUAUUUAGUGCCACAUUCCCGAAGGAGAUACAGAGACUGGCUUCUGAUUUCCUUUCAAACUAUAUUUUCCUGGCUGUGGGAAGGGUUGGUUCAAGCACUGAUUUGAUUGUUCAAAGGGUGGAAUAUGUUCUUGAGUCAGAUAAAAGGAGCCACCUGAUGGACCUCCUUCAUGCCCAGAGAGAUAAUGGAACACAUGGCAAGCAAGCUCUUACGUUAGUUUUUGUGGAGACCAAGAAGGGUGCAGAUUCAUUGGAGCACUGGCUAUGUAUGAAUGGAUUUCCAGCCACAACGAUUCAUGGUGAUAGAACACAGCAGGAAAGAGAAUAUGCGUUGAGAUCCUUUAAGAGCGGUACCACUCCAAUUUUGGUCGCCACAGAUGUUGCUGCACGUGGGCUUGACAUACCUCAUGUGGCUCAUGUGGUUAACUUUGAUCUCCCAAAUGAUAUUGAUGACUAUGUCCAUCGCAUUGGCCGUACUGGACGAGCAGGCAAAAGUGGCUUGGCAACUGCAUUCUUCAAUGAUAACAAUUCAUCAUUAGCAAGGUCGUUGGCUGAGCUGAUGCAAGAAGCAAACCAGGAAGUUCCUGCUUGGCUUUUGCGAUAUGCAUCUAGAUCAUCCUAUGGUGGUGGUGGAAGGAACCGUCGUUCAGGAGGGGGUAGGUUUGGCGGUCGUGACUUCCGUCGGGAUGGUGGCUCCUUUGCUAGAGGGGGAGGUGGUGGUUCUUCUGAUUAUUAUGGUGGUGGUGGAAAUGCUGGUGGUGCUUAUGGGUCUUCUCAUGCUUAUGCUGGUGGAUAUGGUGGGCCUGGUGUUACCAGUGCAUGGGAUUAACUUGCUCCAUGAGGGGCGGGUAAAAUGGGUUUUGGCCGUGUUAUUUAGCAUCUGGGACUGAUAUGCCCCUCUAGGAGUCCUCUGUCUUCCUCUUUCCUUACGCACUUGAUAUUUAUAAUUUUGAUAGGAAUUCUCUUAGGAUGAA